GAGCACCGGUAGUAGACCCUCACGCUCCACCCCUCCCCCUCUCCUCUUCCCCUUUACAUUUCUCCCCCCACACUGCUCAACCGCCUUCACAAUAAGUGUUAUUCUUACCCCCUCCAGUGGUUUAUCCCACUGUGUCCCUACGGCACUCUAGACUCCACACCCCACCUCACAAAGGUGGCUUCCUCCGAGAUCUUACUCUCACGACCGAUCCAGUCCUCGUCAGCAUCUCAUACACCCCCUGCGCUCCGAAUUUUUCACUCAAGAAGCAAUUGCUCUCCUAUCCAUACUGUGACCCGGGAAAUUAGAAUGGGCUCCACACUCCCUUGCCCUCACAGUGAGGAAUCAUCUGUUCCAUUAGCGAGCAAUCCUCUCUCAGUGAACUCUAAUUCUCCCGCCGUGGGGUCUCGGAGAGGCCAGUCAACGAGUGACGGUUCAAUUUAUAUUCCAAAUGGUUGCCGUGAUAUUUUUGACCAAGCCAAAGAGCAAAAAUGCCUCUCAUAUUCUCACAAGAGCAGCAGCAGUCUCGGAAGUGGGGGGAGUUCCUACCGCUCCGUGUUUGGCUCCCCCAACUCGGACAAGGUUUCUCCGGUCGAUCAUACGCCUGCUCCUGGGAGCCAGACCAGGCGGUCUUUAACCCUAAGACAGGCCAAUCCCAUUAUUGACCACUGUCUCACACUUCCGGAUGAAACUUUCGUUCGAAUACUUUCAUUCCUGGACCAUCGCUCACUGCUCGCUGCCAGGUUGACACGCAAGUCAUGGAACGAUGUGUGUGUAGAGCACAAAUUUCUCAAGUUCCCUCCCGUGUACCGACUUCCGGUUGAAUUGGUACAGGAAAUUCUCGGCUCCACAUCACCUCUUUCCUUCAAUGCAUCCAGGCAUGUAUGCAGGGCGUGGUACCUCUCUGCUCUCGAGCCGUUCCUUCUCAAACAGCAUCUUGAAGAGCUCGGCUUCCACAAUGCUGAAGCCUCAGUGAGGGAUUCCCAAAAUUCUCGCUACCUCGUCACUCGGCUAUCCCGCGAGUGCUCGCUGAGCCCCGACAAUACUAAGGGCGGUGGUCUUCGCAACACCGCAAUUCUCGACUUGUCGGAGCUGGUUGCUGCUAAUCCUGCUAAUUUCACAGUCUCUAUAUGCGGUUCCUACGCCUUAUUGAGCGAGGGAUGUGUUGUUUAUGUUUAUCACUUGAAGUCUACGCUAGAGAGGUGGAUGGAAUACGUUACCUCGGUCGUUUGCCCGCGGAGAGUACUAGCCGUUAGCAUGGAUACAAGUAGUCAAAGAUUCGCUAUAGCCAUAUUGCUCGUACAUCCUCUCAAACUUCGCUAACCCCACUGAAUGCUCACUAACGAAAUUAUGGAUUAAAAGGACGGACGUAUGGGAAUCGUUCACGACGUGGUGGAGCAAGAGACAAAGAGUACUUAUCGGAAUAUAUGCAGUGAAGAAGAUCUACCGAGGAGUGUCGCUAUCUGCCCACAGAGACGGUGUGUUGCUUUUGGGUGCCAUGGCGGGAUUGAGCUGCAUUGUGAGUAUCUCCUUAGCCCUCGCUACGUUCACCAAUCGGCAUCUGCAUCUAAGACCUCAAAGUUCUUGAACGCUUGCAUUGUCCAACAAAAUGGGCUACGUCCGCGGUUGAUCAUGACUGAUAAUUUCUUCUUAGGGGUUGAUGCAUUAACAGGGCAAGAUCUCAACCGAUGGUUCCCAUUGACAGCCCCUUCGGAUUUUUUAUACUUUCUUCCCCCCCGACGCGGCAUAGAUUCUGCUAAGAAACUGCGUCUCAUAUCAAGUGCUGUCCACCCCAGGGAUAUGAGCCCCCUUACCAGGCGCUUCGAUGUCAGCCCGGACUCCCGUGCCCUUUCAGACACCUGGGAGCCAAGAGCUGGCCAAAGUGACCAUUUCCAGGCUGUACCGUUAAGUGAUGGUUCUCACAUACUAUUCAUUGACCCUGAAAGUGGGGGGUUAUGCCUGGGCAGUGAUGCACCGUUGGGGUAUGUUCCCGCUCCCUCUGUCCCUCACCAGGUAACUGUUGCAGGGGAGGGCCCGAUGUCUGAGGUACGCAUGCUGAUAGGGUAUUCCCCAACAAUAGCGGGCCCACAAAGCUCCUGCGAAAGAUUUGGUUGAUCCCACCGGGAAGCGUCGUAGGGAUGAUGACCGAAAGGGAACGCAGUACCAAUGAAAGCUUGGGCGCCUCCCAUGACCAAAGGAUCGGGAAGACCGUCCGACCAAGUGUAUACGCUUCAGGGGCCAGUAUUAAGCAUGGUGUAAGAGUUGUGGCAGCGUACGAUGAUCACGUGGUACUGUUUUCGGUUCCACCGGAUAUCUUCUACAGCCCAUUUGGGGCAGAGUCCACCGGUGACCAGCUCUCUAUCCCGAACCAGCACCCCACAGGCAUCCAUAUUACGAAGGCCCACGAGCCUAUCCGGAUAACCGGUUACUAUAUCGACUCGGUCCCUGGACUGGUCGACCUCGCUGUGCAUAGUGGAUUUGCUCUGGCCAUUUAUGCGUUUUCUGCCAGUGGGAAGGUGCACGUUUACCAGCUUAAGAAGACUGAUGCGACUGUCAAUCUGAAAGACCCUUUUAAAAUGACAGCUACUAGGUAUGGGAAACUAGCUAUUGGCCGUUCGAAUGGAGAAGACUAG
Messenger RNA from Tuber aestivum (summer truffle), 2630 nucleotides. NCBI's taxonomy places the organism in Eukaryota, Fungi, Ascomycota, Pezizomycetes, Pezizales, Tuberaceae. The record is from the annotation of a GenBank genome assembly.